Molecule: messenger RNA, 735 nt
Organism: Papaver somniferum (opium poppy)
Lineage: Eukaryota; Viridiplantae; Streptophyta; Magnoliopsida; Ranunculales; Papaveraceae
Product: formin-like protein 3
Exons: 1
Coding region: 1-735 (244 amino acids)
Source: RefSeq, a predicted model, not a curated record
AUGAGUAGUAUGAGAAACAAAGGUGGGAAGAAAGCCUCACUGGCUUUUUUAUUUACUACUAGUGCUCUUCUAAUAGUGAUACUUUCUUUAUGUUUUCCAUCUCUGGCAAAUGCAUAUAGGCCUCCAAAGUCACCGAGCCCUGGAAUAUACAAGCCUAAAUCCCCUCCACCACCACCACCAAAGAAGCCAACUUAUGUGCCUAUUACACCACCUACCCCGGGGAAGCCGCAAAAGCCAAGAUCUCCACCGCCAUCGUAUUACCUAGAAGACUCUGCGCCAUCAACGGUACUGCCUAACCUUGGGAAGAUAAGUCCAGGAGUAUCAAAGCUAGCACCACCAAAGAAACCUCCACCAAAGAAGAAACCUCCAACAGAUAGCCAAGAUUAUGUGCCAUCAACAGUACUACCAAAUCUUGGGAAGAAAAUUCCAGCAGUACCAAAGCCAUUACCACCACCAAGAAAGAAACCUCCAACAAUAAGCCAAGACUCUGUGCCAUCAACUAUAUUACCUAACUUUGGGAAGAAAAGUCCAGCAGUUCCAAAACCAUUACCACCACCAAGAAAGAAACCUCCAACACUUAGCCAAGACUCUGUUCCAUCAACAAUUCUAUCUAAUCUUGGGAAGAUAAGUCCAACAGUACCAAAGCCAUUACCACCACCAAGGAAGAAACCUCCAACACUUAGCCAAGACUCUGUGCCUGUAGAUACCAAAAUAUGGAUCGCCACGUGGACAUAG